This is a messenger RNA of Clunio marinus, 198 nucleotides long. The record is from the annotation of a GenBank genome assembly. NCBI's taxonomy places the organism in Eukaryota, Metazoa, Arthropoda, Insecta, Diptera, Chironomidae.
AUGGAACCAAAAUAUUUACAUGAGUUCAAUAUGAAAAAAUAUUUUCAUGACGCCUCGGGAAAUUAUCAUGGCACUGAACUUGACGAGAAAGAAAACUGUGCUGCAAAAGAUUUUCAGCUUUUAUUGGGCAAAUGUCAAAGGAAGAUAAAAGAUUCUCGGCGGCAUAAUACGUCAGUACCCAAAAAUAAUUCAAAUUGA